GCCUCUCCUCUGUCACCCCGUGUCUCCCUUUCCCCUGCCCGGUCUGUGCUCUCGGCUCGGCCUGCGGUGCACAGCUUGCCGGCAGCCCUGCCUCACCGGGGACAAGCAUCACGAUGAACCGGGGCAGCCCUGACACCCUCUGCAAUAGCAGCAGCGACUACCUGAUCUGCAGCAACUGCCACAAAGUGCUGAGGAAGGAUAAGAAAAUCAUAACCUCUCAGCCUUCAAGCGGACCAAGUGCCUUUAUUCCCGAGAAAGAGUUUGACCAAGGAAACGAUGUGGACAAACUCACCAACCGACUGGUGGAGGAAUACAGCACAUCUGGCCGUCUGGAUAACAUCACCCAAGUGAUGAGUCUGCACCCCCAGUACCUGGAGUCUUUCCUCCGGACGCAGUUCUACAUGAUGCGCAUGGACGGUCCCCUACCCUACCAUUACAGGCACUACAUAGCCAUUAUGGCGGCCGCCAGGCACCAGUGCGUCUACUUGAUAAACAUGCACGUCGAUGAGUUCUUGAACACGGGCGGAUCGUCGGAGUGGCUGAAUGGUUUGGAAUACAUACCCCAGAGGCUAAAAAAUCUAAACGAAAUCAACAAACUUCUGGCGCACAGACCCUGGCUGAUCACAAAAGAGCACAUACAGAAAUUGGUAAAGACGGGAGAGAAUAACUGGUCGCUGGCCGAGCUGGUCCACGCCGUGGUGUUGCUGGCCCAGUACCACGCGCUGGCGAGUUUUGUCUUUGGCAGCGGCAUAAACCCGGAGAGAGACCCGGAUGCUUCAAACGGCAUCCACCCGGUGGAAAGAAACAAGUUCUGUGUCUGCGAUCUCGCCAACGACAACAACAUUGAGAACACAAGUCUCACGAGUAACAACGUCGAGCAGAAUCUGGAUUCUGAAAGCGAGCUAGAGGCUCUGAUGGAAAGAAUGAAGAAGCUGCAGGAGGAAAAGGAAGAGGAGGAGGCAUCCCAGGAAGAGAUGGCCACCCGCUUCGAGAAAGAAAAGAAAGAAAGUCUACUUGUGGUUUCUGGAGCUUUUGACGACGACGUGGUUUCCAUGUCCAAUGCCUCCCGGUACAUUGAAGAUCCUGGGUUUGGAUAUAAAGACUUUGCCAGGCGUGGAGAGGAACACCUGCCUACAUUCCGAGCUCAGGACUACUCGUGGGAAGAUCAUGGCUUCUCCCUCGUGAACAGACUUUAUUCCGACAUCGGACACCUCUUGGAUGACAAGUUUCGCAUGGUCUAUAAUCUCACGUACAACACCAUGGCUACGCACGAGGAUGUGGAUACCACCAUGCUGAGAAGAGCUCUAUUCAAUUAUGUCCACUGCAUGUUCGGCAUCAGGUACGAUGACUAUGAUUACGGGGAAGUUAAUCAGUUGCUCGAGAGAAGCUUGAAGGUUUACAUUAAAACAGUGACCUGUUACCCCGAACGGGCAACCAGGCGAAUGUACGACGGGUACUGGCGCCAGUUCAAGCACUCGGAGAAGGUCCAUGUGAACUUGCUCCUGAUGGAAGCCCGCAUGCAAGCAGAACUUCUCUAUGCACUCCGCGCUAUAACCCGUCACUUGACCUGAGCGCCGCUUGCCGGCGGUGUCCCCGACACGCAAAGCAAUCUUCUUUCUUACUAAAAUCGCAGCAGAAGCCGUUCGUGAUGUAGCAUCAAAAUUAUAUGCAUAUCUAGUGUCAAAAGUUUGCCGGUCUGUGCGGCGGUCACGUGCAAUGAUCUGUGUUCUCUGUACCUACGACGCGUAUCAUUUACUAAUGUUAGCGGAAACUGCACUACCUUUUUUUGGUUUUCAUCUUCACUUUUUAGCCAUUUUUUUUGCUAAAAAGUUUUGUUUAGACUACAGAUCGAAAUGCGUUUCCAACCCUCACGCGUUUUUCCUUUUUAUUUUUUUGUAGCAAAAUCUGAUCGUGCCCGUUCCAGUUAACUGUAGUGCUUUGUUUUAUAUAACAAACAAAACUAGAAAUAAGCUAUUUGCUAAUAGAGAGAGCGAGCGAGAAAGUGUGAGAUUACGUGAGGGUUUUUUUUUUUUUAACCAUGCAAAAAGCCUGAUAUGUGCCAUAAAUGGAAUUUUAUAGCUAUAUAUAUAUAUUAUUUGCUAUCAAAAUAAAGCUACCGCCGCGUCCGUGGGAUGAUGAGCGGGUGUUGGUGGUCGGACUCACCACUUCUGCUAAAAAGGACAUUAAAGUCGAACGGAUGUUGGUUACUGGCUUUAAAAAAAAAAAAUAA
This is a messenger RNA of Spea bombifrons (plains spadefoot toad), 2230 nucleotides long. It is a transcript of the gene SESN3, whose product is annotated as sestrin 3. The transcript is spliced from 10 exons. The record is from RefSeq and is a predicted model, not a curated record. Lineage: Eukaryota; Metazoa; Chordata; Amphibia; Anura; Pelobatidae. Gene Ontology annotation, cellular component: nucleus. The coding region runs from base 114 to 1571 and encodes 485 amino acids. Gene Ontology annotation, molecular function: L-leucine binding; oxidoreductase activity, acting on peroxide as acceptor. Gene Ontology annotation, biological process: positive regulation of macroautophagy; regulation of response to reactive oxygen species; cellular response to L-leucine.